AUGCAAGUUGUGUGUAUGAGAUCCUCUGACACUGGCACUGGGAUGCCUAAACACGAGUGUUUUCUUCUUUUUGGCAGGUUUGCGUUUCAUCACUGCCUUGUCUUGAAGACAACGAUGCCAAAGAAAGUGAAGCCUGCAGGGGAUGGGAAGGAAGAGGGGCCUGUUCCCUGUAAGCAGGUGAAGCUGGAUGCAGCUGGUGGGCCUUCCCCUUUGAACCUUGACAGUCCCAGUGGCCUCUUUGAAAGUUUAAUCUCACCUGUCAAGACAGAGACUUUUUUCAAGGAAUUCUGGGAGCAGAAGCCCCUGCUUAUCCAGAGAGAUGACCCUGUGCUGGCCACAUAUUACCGGUCCCUGUUCAGGCUCUCAGAUCUGAAGAGUCUGUGCAGCCGGGGUAUGUACUAUGGAAGAGACGUAAAUGUCUGCCGGUGUGUCAAUGGGAAGAAGAAAGUUUUAAAUAAAGAUGGCAAAGUGCACUUUCUUCAGCUGAGAAAAGAUUUUGAUCAGAAAAGGGCAACAAUUCAGUUUCACCAACCUCAGAGAUUUAAGGAUGAGCUUUGGAGGAUCCAGGAGAAGCUGGAGUGCUACUUUGGCUCGUUGGUUGGCUCGAAUGUGUACAUAACCCCUGCGGGUUCUCAGGGCCUGCCGCCCCAUUAUGAUGACGUAGAGGUUUUCAUCCUGCAGCUGGAGGGAGAGAAACACUGGCGCCUGUACCACCCGACGGUGCCCUUGGCGCGGGAGUACAGCUUGGAGGCUGAGGACAGGAUCGGGAGGCCAGCACACGAGUUCACAUUGAAGCCAGGAGACUUGCUGUACUUUCCCAGAGGGACCGUUCAUCAGGCGGACACUCCCUCAGGGCUGGCCCACUCCACGCACGUGACCAUCAGCACCUACCAGAGCAGUUCCUGGGGAGAUUUCCUUUUGGACACCAUUGCAGGGCUCGUGUUUGACACUGCAAAGGCAGACGUAGAGCUACGGGCUGGCAUACCCCGGCAGCUGCUCCUGCAGGUGGAAACCACAGCCGUUGCAACAAGAAAAUUAAGUGGCUUUCUGAGGAUGCUUGCGGACCGGCUGGAGGGCACCAGCGAACUGCUUUCGGCAGACAUGAAGAAGGAUUUUGCUAUGAACAGACUCCCGCCUUGCUACGUGGGAGAUGGAGCAGAGCUGUCAACACCAGGUGGACAGUUACCAGGGCUGGACAGCACUGUGAGGCUGCAAUUUAGAGACCACGUCGUCCUCACUGUAGGACCCGAUCAGGACCCAUCCGAUGAAACUCGAGAAAAGAUGGUUUACAUCUAUCAUUCCUUAAAGAAUAGGAGAGAGACACACAUGAUGGGAAAUGAGGAAACAGAGUCUCAUGGACUUCGCUUUCCUUUAUCACAUAUCGAUGCACUGAAGCAAAUUUGGGACAGUUCAGCUAUUUCUGUCAAGGACCUGAAACUUACUACAGAUGAGGAAAAGCAAAGCCUGGUAUUAUCCCUCUGGACAGAAUGUUUAAUCCAAGUAGUCUAGUGCCUUUGCUUCUUUUUUAAUAUGUAUAUAUAAAAUAGUAGACACUUGAUUCUGCAAAGAUGUACGUGCUAGGGAGCCCCUGUUGCUUUGAGCCAAGGACAUAAUGACUGUAACUUUCCUUACCUGUGUAUCUAAUAACAACAUGAGACCUACCUGUUAGAGGUGACCAGUUGGCCAUAUGUGCUAACAAACAGAGGUACAUAGAACAGCAAAUUACUAAAUGUCCCAGAAGGUGACAAAAACCGUACUUCUUGACAAGUUUAUUUAAUCCAGUGUGUGGUAGAGAAGGCACAGCUC
Molecule: messenger RNA, 1806 nt
Organism: Lipotes vexillifer (Yangtze River dolphin)
Lineage: Eukaryota; Metazoa; Chordata; Mammalia; Artiodactyla; Lipotidae
Gene: RIOX2
Product: ribosomal oxygenase 2
Exons: 9
Coding region: 1-1509 (502 amino acids)
Cellular component (GO): nucleolus
Molecular function (GO): histone H3K4 demethylase activity; histone H3K36 demethylase activity
Source: RefSeq, a predicted model, not a curated record